CUCUCGAGACGCGCAGCACCGCAAGCACCAGCAGCAUCGCCGCGACGUAUAGAGCCAGGAGGAGUCAGCAGCCCAACCCAGCGCGUCCAAUCCUCGAGCUCUUCACCGUCGGCCUUGCCGUUCUUUGCGACAGCCUCGAUCUCGUAGCUAUAUCUGCGCAUUCGAGCAUAACAACAUAGUCAACAGUUUACGAGUGCGCGCGUGUGCAGACAGCCGCCGAUUCAAAUAUUGCGCCCCGCGAGCCGCGAGUGUGCAUAUAUACAUAUAUAAUUUCCAUUGAAAAAUCCACUGCAGCUAUCUCUUUUAUAGCGCGAACCUGAGCGCGAAUAACGUGCGAGCGGAGAAGCGUGUAUGUACACAACAGAGGCUCCGAGCUGUUUGUAGGUUACGCGCGGCGACCGCCAAGGAAUCAUCGUCAGCAGAAAAUCUUUGCGUGGUGUGUGUGCAGCAGGCUGCAGGGUUCAGUCAUUCAGUGUAGUCCAGCUUGACUGUGUGUGUAUAUGUGUGCACAGAGUUGCGCUCGCGCGCGCACGUAAAUUACGUGUACCAGCGAAUCUGCGGUCCGCAGCGUGCGCGCGCGCACACACACACACAUAGGCACAGCCGCAGUCUCGAUCGUCCAUCAGUGUGUAAGUAGCAGCAGUAGAAGGCAGCGGUGUGGCGUUCCUUCCGGAGGACGAAGACGAAGACGACGACGGCGGGACCGUCCUCCACAGCGCUACGUCCAGGACGCACUGCUAGCAUUGUCAUCACCGGCCAGCUGUUCGAUCGGCUAGGAAUCGCUGAUCCUCAUGGAAGCCAGCGCGGAAGAACUACUGGUCAAGGACCCCUCGCAGGAUGAUGCCAGUAAGUUUGGAAAAGAUUCUUUAAUUGCAAAUGGAAUGAACGGUGGCUAUGAUAUGGAAAGCGACUACGAUAUCUCUUCUACCGGCAGGCAGCAGGAAGAUAUGGACAAAUGUGAAAGUAGUGUCAAUGCUCUAGAAGUUGAAGGAGAAGAGGACGAGGAGGAAGAAGAGGACGAGGAGGAGGAGGACGACGAUCAUGGUAUGGAAGUCGACCUGGGCGACGUGGAAGCGAGUAACGAGGCCGGAUCUGAAUCUCUGGCCGAGAUAGCGAACAGCUAUUCGGCUUCUGCUGUAGCGCGUGACGCCACCAGUGUCGACAAAAAUGUUGAGAGUAGUGCAGUGUCUAGUAAAAGCGAGACUCAGUGCAACAAGGACGAGUCGAUGGACGUUGAUGCGCGCAGCAAUGCCUCAGAUGUCGAGUGCCUCGGAGAAGAGGACGAGGAAGACGAAGGUACGACGGCGGGAGCAGCCGCAGGUUCGGAGCAAAAGGCCGCUGCUUCUGGCAAGCCUGAUAGCAGCCUAGACAACUCCGACGUUAAGAUCUGCGAGGAAAACGGCAGUCUCGGUAGUCCCGAUAUCGAGGAAAUCACCGACGGCGGUAAGAGCAAUGGACACGACAGCAGCUCGGACUCUCUUAAAGACACCCCUAAAAAGAAAAAUAAAAAAGCAGUUCAACCCAGUGUUAGCAUAACGCCCCGUAGAAGUUCUCGAAACAUCAAUCGAAAGAGCUACUUGGAGCGAGAAAUGGGUUAUCUGGAAGAAGACGGUCCGUUGACUAUCGACAACAGCUCCGACAUCGAGGAGAUCAAGCCAGAGGAUCCUCUGGCCGAAGUCGAUAGCAAAGAUAAGGAGAACUCCAAGCAUAAGUCGCCCAUCAAGAACAUAACGACGACCAAUAACAAAACGACGAUCGUCGUCAACGACACGAAGCGCCUUGUUGAAAUUGCAGCUGGUAGCAAGAACAUCAAGGGUGGCAAGAAGGAGCCGACGCUUGUCAUUAUAGACACUAAUUCUAUUCUCUCAGGCAAGGGCGGUGUUCCGGUGACGAGUUCCAAGUCCUCGUCACACCACUCAUCCUCACACUUGCACCAUGGCUCAAGCUCCAGCUCGUUUUCAAUGAUGCCGAUUGGCAUGGGUCCUCAGCAGAUGUACGCAAACACUCGGACGACGAUAACGCCUGUACCCAUGAAGGGUACUACGCUCAAUAGUAACAAAUCUACCACGAUCACGCCCGUGAUCAACCCGAUGCAUCACCAACAACAGCUACAGCAGCAGCAGCAGCAGCAGCAGCAACAGCAGAUGCAACAGCAGCAAAUUCUGCCAACGCUUACAGACGACAUGUUCGUAGUAGAGGCACCGUCCUUCAUUGUACCUUAUGUAUACGAAAAGCCACCGCUAAAACCACUUAAGGACUUCGUUAGCAAAUUAGACAAAAGCAUUAAGGACUAUGAUAAAGAGGAGAAGUUGAGGAAACAGGCUGCGAAGGAGAAGAAAAAGGCCGAGGGAGGAGAUAAGGCAGAAGAUGACGAGGAUGAUAGUGACGAUGAUGACAAAAACGAAUGUUUAGACUUGAGCGAAAAGCCGACACCCGAAGAGAAGAACGAGUUUGCCGUACACGAGGAUAAAAAUAAAAUUCCUACAUACUUCGACCUCCCGCUGGGAAAGUUUUUUAUGUCGAUCGGUAUUGGGCUCGUGCAGGAAUACGUACAAACUGAUUUACUUCGCACCCAAAAGCGUAAACAGGGCAAGGGUAGCACAUCCGCUGAGACUCAGAUGGCCAUUAAUUCAUUGAUCAAGAACCUCGAGUUCAGCAAGGAAAACAACGAACCUUACCACUUGGAACUUAAAAAGUGCGAGUUCUGCAGUUUCAAAACCGAAUCUGCCUUGGCAAUGCAGCACCAUCUUGAGACGCCGCAUAUGCGCAACUACGUAUACAAAUGCAACUUCUGCCCAAUCGAAGUACGCAGUCCUCACGAUAUUUUAUUCCACAUGGAAGCUGAGCACAACACGCGAGGUCGACUGGAGCGUGGCCCGGCGUUCCACCAAUGUCCUAAUUGCCCGUUCGAGGAUAACCAAAAGGGCAAGCUUACGCGACACAUACUCGCCUGCACAAAGAAAUUCCGGCCCGAGCGGAAUCUCGAGCCAUCGAUGGAUUGGGAACCGCCGGCCAAGAUACCGCGGCUCAACCGGCCGAGGAAUGCGAUGCCCCAGCUGUCGGCAAGCCAGUUGGCCUCGGCCAUGGGUGCGGCCAAGGGACAACAAACACUAUUGCCGAAAUUGUUGCCCGCGCCGAUGCCUACCGGCAGAGGUAGAGGUAGGCCACCGAUGCAACCAAGGUAUACGGAUAUGAAGGCUAUGGCAAGACCUGGUGGUUCGCCUGGCAUUCGACAAGACAAUGUGUCAAGUAUGAUGUACCGGCCAACUUCUUCAGGACUAAUGUUGCCCAAUUCGUACCAGUUUGGAGCCGGUAACCAAAUAUUCCAGGUGGUGGGUGGCUCUGGGACUGUCAUAUCGGCCUUAUCGGGGGUGAGUAGCAGUAGUGGCGGCAGUUCCGGACGACCCGCACCCAUUGCCCUAGUACCCAACGUUAACGAGUCCCAGUCUAGGUUGCUCUCGUCACAGAAUACAUCAGUCACUAAUGCUGUCAAGAAUCCUACAGCUAAGCUAUUAAGCCAACCAAGUAUAUCAAUAACUCCCCUGCCUCGCACAGCACCACAAGCUUCUGCACCAGGUUCAAACAGUCAAGUCAAACCUGGAGGAAAGAGUACUUUUGUUAUAUGUGAAAUAUGUGAUGGAUACAUAAAGGAUCUGGAACAAUUAAGAAACCAUAUGCAAUGGAUUCACAAAGUUAAGAUACAUCCAAAGAUGAUUUACAACAGACCACCACUGAAUUGCCAGAAGUGUCAGUUCCGAUUCUUCACAGAUCAGGGAUUAGAAAGACAUUUGCUCGGGUCUCAUGGACUCGUAACGUCUAGUAUGCAGGAAGCCGCAAACAAAGGCAAAGAUGCAGGCCGUUGCCCAGCUUGUGGACGAGUGUACCAGUGGAAGCUGCUGAACCAUGUAGCUCGCGAUCAUGGUAUGACCCUCAAACCCGCGCAUUUGUCAUACAAAUGUACGGUCUGCACUGCCACGUUCGGGAUGUACAAACAAUUCGAGAACCAUGUGUAUUCGGCACACAGCGUCGUUGCUAAGCGCGUAAUGGACAAGAAGAGCAGCGCGCCCUCUUCGCCGUCCUCGAGGUCCAACGAUUCACUUCUUAAGCCUCUCAAGAUCAACGACGAGAUCACAAUUAUUCCACAGCCAGCAAAACCGACCAGUAGGUCCGGACCCCAAGGCAGAGCCAAAUAGCAGUGAUAAGUCCCUAGAUAACGACAAAGAUGACAAAGACGAGUGAUUUUAAUUAAAAUUCUCUCUUUCUCAACUACUCAUUACAAAGGUCUCACAAACACGUGUAAACUGUUGUGGUUAUACAUACCCCAUAACGAUCUCUGUGUAGCUCAAGGCAGCGAUCAGCAUGUGUACAUGAGUAAUUUGCAAAUACUGCUUGAAAUUAACGAAGUAGACAUGAAGAAAGCAAGGAUUGAAACUAUAUACAAUGAUAUACAUUAUUUCGGAAUAUGCAGACACAAUAUCGCGAAGGUUUUAGAGAAGGAAUAUUGUUGUAGAAACGGAUGCACUGGAAAAACAUUUGGCAAGGAAGUACACUAGUUGAAUGCGUAAUAUUCCAUCGACGAUUAUACUGAUAUAUUUAUUUAAGGAUUUUUUAUUGUUGUUAUCAAGACACAUGAAAGAAAAUAGACUGUGAAAAAAAAGACAUUUAACAAAAGGGUGGCCUUCAGUACGAUUCCUUGGUUGAUUGAUCGAUCGAGCUGCAUCGUAUUUCCCCGAUCUACACGCCUACGAUGAUAAUCUUUCAACAAAAAAAAAAAUGAAGAAGAGAAAAA
Molecule: messenger RNA, 4789 nt
Organism: Nasonia vitripennis (jewel wasp)
Lineage: Eukaryota; Metazoa; Arthropoda; Insecta; Hymenoptera; Pteromalidae
Gene: MEP-1
Product: MOG interacting and ectopic P-granules protein 1
Exons: 11
Coding region: 792-4193 (1133 amino acids)
Biological process (GO): regulation of gene expression
Cellular component (GO): nucleus
Source: RefSeq, a predicted model, not a curated record